AUCUGGACGUAUGAAUAUCGGUGCACCAGCUUGUAAAAUUAUUUUUGGGCAAGAUAUCACCACCUUACGAUUCAGUCCCAGACUAAAUUCUGCUUUGGUUGAAAUAUAUUUGACUAGAUCCUGGAAACACCUGCGAGUAUUAGAUUUGAGUUCCGUAAAGCUGUGUAAGACACGUAUAGAGGCAUUACAAUAUCUCAUUCACUUGAAGUAUUUGGAGCUGCGGUAUUGUGAUUACAUUCCAUAUCUAAUAUGCAACCUAAAGGAGCUAGAGACAUUUAUAGUGACCGGAAUCUAUCGUAAAGCCUGCAUUCCAAAUUCUAUUUGGGAUAUGACAAGCUUGAGACAUCUGCAUUUAACUUGUCUAUAUACGUGGCAACUAUUAGAGGAUCUUGACAACUUGAAAACAUGUUCUGAUCUGGUUAUUAAUUCUGGAGAGUAUUACCAGAAAUUUAUGAAAAGAUUACCCAGUCUUGAAAAGCUCAGUUGUCGAUUAUAUGAUUCAAGAACCUCUUAUAAAAAUUUCUUUCCUGCUUUUGACUCUCUCAGACAACUCAAAUCUCUCAAGAUUGGUGUCUCUGAGCUUGUGCCAGCGGUAGAUCCUUAUGGUUUUGAGGACUUUACAUACCCAUCAAACCUCAAGAAAUUAACUUUGGUAAAUCUUAAGCUCCCCUGGAGUAAAAUUUCAACCAUUGGCAGAUUGUCCAACCUUGAAGUUCUGAAAUUAGAGCAACAUGCUUUCAAAGGGAGACAAUGGGACGUUAAGGACGGGGACUUUCCUAACCUUAAAGUCUUGAAACUAAAGAAUCUAGGAUUCUCAGAAUGGACUGCAUCUGAUGACUCGUAUCCCAACCUACAACAAGUAGUGGUGCAACGGUGUUGGCAAUUAGAGGAAAUCCCUGAAUGUUUUGGGAGCAUGUGCACGAUGCAACUGAUUGAGGUAAGAUCAUGUCGCGACUCUGUUGUUAAUGCUGCCCUGAAUAUUAAGGAAAUACAAAUUCAAGAGAUGGGGAAUUCUGAAUUCAAGGCCAUUAUUUCUAAGUGAAAGUCAUGAGACUUGAAGAGCAGGGUUGUUAAGUUGCUUAUGUUCUUGAAAUAGAAGUGUAUGUUUUUGC
Molecule: messenger RNA, 1112 nt
Organism: Lycium ferocissimum
Lineage: Eukaryota; Viridiplantae; Streptophyta; Magnoliopsida; Solanales; Solanaceae
Product: putative late blight resistance protein homolog R1A-10
Exons: 1
Coding region: 11-1042 (343 amino acids)
Biological process (GO): protein folding
Molecular function (GO): alpha-tubulin binding
Source: RefSeq, a predicted model, not a curated record